Messenger RNA from Symbiodinium sp. CCMP2592, 1023 nucleotides. NCBI's taxonomy places the organism in Eukaryota, Dinophyceae, Suessiales, Symbiodiniaceae. The record is from the annotation of a GenBank genome assembly.
AUGGGGAAGACUUCCGUGGGCUAUGCUCCGGUGGAGACUGCUGGCAAGAUGGUCAUAGGUGCCUUCGAUGACGACGACGAUGACCUCGAGGAUGGCAAGGCGGUCUCAGCACCCCCUCCAAAGCUCGACCAGGCGGACUUGCCUCUCAGGCAAGUGGCCUUUGCUGUCAUUCUAUAUGCAGCUUGUUCAUCCACGCUGCUGCUGAUUAACAAGGUGGCGAUGAGCUUCGUGCCUGAUGCCUCGUUCAUUCUCUUCUGCCAGUUUCUGUCAUCAUCGGUGACGGUGAGGCUGAUCAGAUGUGCUUCUCCAGAUGCGGACAUUGAGCUGAUCCGCUGGGAGAAAGCACGUCCUUUCUUUCUCGCCUGCCUCGUCUUCUUCCUCUGCCUCCUGGCCAACACGCAAGCACUGAAGUCAGUGAAUGUGGAGACGGUCAUCGUAGCGAGAUCGUGCUCGCCGAUUGCAGUCUCCAUCUUGGAGCAUUUCACCUUGGGUAGGGCCCUGCCGAAUGCGGCAGGGGUGCUGUCUUUGGCGGCAAUCGCUGGAGGGGCGGUGAUCUAUGUCCUCUCAGAUCAGGGCUUCCAAAUCGACGGGUAUUCAUGGCUGCUGUUGUAUUUUGUGUUUAUCGUUGUGGAGAUGGUUUUCGUGAAGUUCGUCGUAGACACGGUCCCGAUGUCGACGUGGACGCGUGUCUACUACAACAACACGUUGUCGCUUCCCAUGGUGAUGGUUUCCUCGCUUGUAACGGGCUUUGGCGCCUUCUUGAAGGUGGAAUGGGGAAUGGCCCAUGUUGUGAUGGUGGCUCUGUCCUGCGUGGUAGGCGUGGCGAUUUCCUAUGCAGGGUUCAACCUGCGCAAGGCCGUCUCUGCAACCUCCUUCACUGUUAUCGGUGUCCUGUGCAAGCUCCUCACUGUCCUUCUGAAUGACACAGUCUGGAGCAAUCAUUCCAACUUCAUGGGCCACCUUGGGCUGCUGCUUUGCAUCGCCGCAGGCUUUGCAUACGAACGGACAAAGGCGCCGAGAUAG